Molecule: messenger RNA, 1966 nt
Organism: Agrilus planipennis (emerald ash borer)
Lineage: Eukaryota; Metazoa; Arthropoda; Insecta; Coleoptera; Buprestidae
Gene: Zw
Product: glucose-6-phosphate 1-dehydrogenase
Exons: 9
Coding region: 208-1794 (528 amino acids)
Biological process (GO): pentose-phosphate shunt, oxidative branch; glucose metabolic process
Cellular component (GO): cytosol
Molecular function (GO): glucose-6-phosphate dehydrogenase activity; NADP binding
Source: RefSeq, a predicted model, not a curated record
GUGUUAUAAUAUUUAAAAAAAAGAAAACUUUGAAUUUACCGCUAAUAUUACUCACUAAAAAUGUUGUUCAACCUUGACUAAUGUUAUUGGAAAACAGAUGAAAGUCAUCUAAUCUAUAAGUUAUAUUUAUCAGUACAGUAAUUCACAAGUUUUUAUUCAAAUCUGUGUAAGCAUUCAUCACUGCAAUUUGCAAAUCAGCACAUAAAAAUGAAGAAAAGACAACAUUCUCUAGAUGAAAAGAAAAACUGGGAACUUUACUUGGGACUGUUAAGGAAUUCCUUAAAACAUACUGACGAAAGCUGUGAUGGGAUUAGGUUUGACUCAGCACAUCCACAUAUUUUUAUUAUUUUAGGAGCUUCCGGCGAUUUAGCUAGAAAAAAGAUUUACCCCACUUUGUGGUGGUUAUACAGAGAUCAACUGUUACCUCCUAAAACUAUAUUUUAUGGAUAUGCUCGAAGUAAGACAUCAGUUGAUGAAAUUAAAAAAAAAACACUACCCUACAUGAAUGUAAAAUCUGAUGAACAAGAAAAGUUCGAUGAAUUCUGGAAGAUGAAUUACUAUAUAUCAGGAAAAUAUGACUCAAGAACAGAUUUUGAGAAGCUUAAUCAAGAAAUAAGUCGGUUUGAGACAUCUACAAUAGCUAACAGAUUAUUUUAUUUGGCUCUGCCUCCAUCGGUUUAUGAAGAAGUAACAAUACAUAUAAGAAAUACUUGCAUGUCCUUAAAGGGAUGGACAAGAAUAAUUGUAGAAAAACCAUUUGGAAAAGAUUUUGAUUCAUCCCAGAAACUUUCUGAUCAUCUAGCUUCACUAUUUCCUGAACAACAAAUUUACCGUAUUGACCAUUAUUUGGGAAAAGAAAUGGUUCAAAACUUGAUGACUUUAAGAUUUGCUAAUAGAAUUUUCAAUCCAACAUGGAACAGAGACAACAUUGCAAGCGUACAGAUUUCCUUUAAGGAACCAUUUGGUACUCAAGGUCGUGGUGGCUAUUUCGAUGAAUAUGGUAUUAUUAGAGAUAUUAUGCAGAAUCAUCUUUUGCAAAUUUUGACACUAGUAGCAAUGGAAAAGCCUACUUCCCUCCACCCAGAUGAUAUAAGAAAUGAGAAGGUAAAAGUCUUGAGGUCAAUUAAACCUCUGGAGCCUGACCAUGUUGUGCUUGGUCAGUAUGUAGGAAAUCCUAAAGGAGAGGGAGAUGAAAAGUUAGGAUACUUAGAUGAUGAAACUGUUCCUAAAAACUCAACCACACCAACUUAUGCUUUGGGAGUACUUCACAUUAAUAAUGAAAGAUGGGAUGGAGUUCCUUUCAUAUUAAAAUGUGGAAAAGCCCUUAAUGAAAGGAAAGCAGAAGUGAGGAUUCAAUAUAAAGAUGUAGCUGGGGAUAUUUUUGAAGGAAGGACACAACGAAAUGAAUUGGUUAUAAGAGUACAGCCUGGUGAAGCCUUGUAUAUUAAAUUUAUGGUAAAAACCCCAGGAAUGAGUUUUGAUAUGGAAGAAACUGAGUUGGAUUUGACCUAUGGAAGUAGAUAUAAUAAUAUUAAACUUCCUGAUGCUUAUGAAAAGCUUAUUGUCGACGUUUUUUGCGGCUCCCAGAUGCAUUUUGUUCGUUCAGAUGAACUUAGUGAAGCCUGGAGAAUAUUCACACCCUUGUUACAUUUCAUUGAAAAGGAAAAAAUUCAACCUGUUAAGUACAUGUAUGGAUCUAGAGGGCCAAAGGAAGCUGAUGAAAUGCUACUCAAGAAUAAUUACAUUUAUACUGGAACAUAUCAUUGGAAAAGCAAUGAUUCUUCAAAGUUAUGAGUUUAAAGAAAAUUGAAAUAAAAAGGCAAUCGGUGCUCACAGACACAAAUGAUAUUUGGUUAAAAUGAUAUUUGCUGGUUUAGGGUCCAAUACUCAAAUGGGUGUUGUUUUACACUUAUUUAUUUUGUUGUUAAAAUUUGCUUUUUAAUGCACAAUAAAGGACUUUCAAUAA